Molecule: messenger RNA, 2923 nt
Organism: Prosopis cineraria
Lineage: Eukaryota; Viridiplantae; Streptophyta; Magnoliopsida; Fabales; Fabaceae
Product: ABC transporter G family member 3-like
Exons: 12
Coding region: 694-2865 (723 amino acids)
Cellular component (GO): membrane
Molecular function (GO): ATP binding; ATP hydrolysis activity; ABC-type transporter activity
Source: RefSeq, a predicted model, not a curated record
UAGACACUUCUCCCGAAGCUUUUUCACUUUCUCUGCUCUCUUCUUGACUAGAUCCAGGUUGGCCCUUGCUGCCUUUCCCAUUCAUUUCUAUAAGCUUGAAGCUUCAUUCAGGUGAAAGCUUUCUGCAUUUUAUUUCAUUCCUCAGCUUAGCUUAACUGAGAAACCUUCAUGUUGUUUCUUGUUUCUUUCCUCUCCUUGGUCAGUGUGUUCAAGAUUCGUUUCUGUUUUUCGUUGUGGUGAAAUAAGAUUUCAUUCCAUCUGAGAGGUCUAUUAGAACUAGUCAAGAGCAUCGCCUUGUAUCUUCUGUUUCUUAUCCAUUGGCUUAUUCAUAAUACAAGGGUUGAUCUUUCGGCUACUUUGUUGCCCCUUAAAUGUCAAUCGAUUACACGUCUUGUGCUAACGGAGAAAAAGGGCAUGCGUGCAUUCUCUGCUGGAUUUUAUGUGUUCUCCCCACCAUCCCUUCCUGCCCCUUCUUGUUAUUGAGCUUCUGCAGAGAUCCUAUUCUUUUAUUCUCUUUAGGCUUUUCACUUUUGAGACAAGAAUUAUCUGCUGGAUGAAAAUUCUGAUGUGACAUUAUGAGACAUAUAAAUCCUUUUUGUUUGACGCCAUAGCUGUAACUUUACUAAGCUGACAGAAAGUAUCCUGCUACAUACAAAAUGAUGUCUAACAUUUGAUGUAUUGGCAUUGAACAUAAUGGAAGAAAUACAAUCUCAAUCGGAUCAUUAUAGAUCUUCAUCUUCAUCAGUGAGUAGCCCAGCAAGUAGGGUUCCAUCAAGUAACUUCUUCUACCUGCGUAAACCUGGUUCACUCAGACAACCAAUCUCGUUUGAGGAUUCACCUGAGUGGGAUGAUACUGAUACUGAUGUUAGGGUCGAAGAAGGAGGUGAUUCUAUUAAUGUUGCUAUGACACCGGCUUCCCCUUCUCUUUCAAAGUUCAACAGUGAGUCCUUGCCAUCCCCAUAUCUACCAGGGGGUCCAGCAGUUCCACGAAAAGCUGCAGGAGCUUCCAUUGUGUGGAAGGACUUGACUGUUGCAAUAAAGGGAAAAAGGAAGUACUCUGAUAAGGUUGUUAAGAGUUCAACUGGCUAUGCCUCACCUGGGACAAUGACGGUAAUCAUGGGUCCCGCUAAAUCAGGGAAAUCUACACUAUUACGGGCUAUUGCAGGAAGAUUGCAUCCUUCGGCUAGGAUUUAUGGUGAAGUAUUUGUGAAUGGAGUAAAAUCAGACAUGCCUUAUGGAUCAUAUGGUUAUGUGGAGAGAGUAACUACUCUAAUUGGGGCCCUCACUGUGCGAGAAUUUCUAUACUAUUCAGCCCUGCUUCAACUUCCUGGUUUCUUUUGUCAGAAAAAGAAUGUGGUAGAGGAUGCCAUUCAUGCAAUGUCUUUGGGUGAUUAUGCUAAUAAACUUAUUGGUGGACAUUGCUACAUGAAGGGCCUUGCUAGUGGGGAGAGGAAGCGUAUUAGCAUUGCCAGGGAGCUGGUCAUGAAACCACAUAUCUUAUUUAUAGAUGAGCCCCUUUAUCAUCUAGACAGUGUCUCAGCACUUCUGAUGAUGGUUACAUUGAAGAAACUUGCAAGCACUGGUUAUACUCUUAUUUUCACCAUCUAUCAGAGUAGCACAGAAGUCUUUGGCCUUUUUGAUCGAAUCUGUCUACUUUCAAAUGGAAAUACACUGUUCUUUGGAGAGACAUUGGCUUGUCUGCAGCACUUCUCAAAUGCCGGAUUUCCUUGCCCUAUCAUGCAAAGUCCUUCUGAUCACUUUCUCCGUGCAAUUAAUACAGAUUUUGACAGGAUAAUUGCAAUGUGCAAAAACUUCCAGGAUGACAAUGGUGAUUUUUCUUCUGUAAACAUGGACACUGCUGUUGCUAUACGUACACUUGAAGCAACUUAUAAAUCAUCUGCAGAUGCAGCUGCUGUUGAAACUAUGACUUUGAAACUUACUGAGAAGGAAGGUCCAGCUCUCAAAAGCAAAGGCAAAGCUAAUCAUGCUACUCGAAUUGCUGUUUUGACAUGGAGAUCAUUAUUAGUCAUGUCAAGGGAGUUGAAAUAUUAUUGGCUUCGACUUAUUCUUUAUAUGCUUCUCACACUCUGUGUUGGGACUGUGUUUUCUGGUUUGGGCCAUUCUCUGUCCUCAGUUGCGACUAGGGUUGCAGCAAUUUUUGUAUUUGUAUCAUUUGGCUCCCUUCUAAGCAUCGCUGGCGUGCCUGCACUUCUGAAAGAAAUCAAGGUAUAUGCCUGUGAAGAAUCAAACCAGCACUCUGGUGCAUUACCAUUUUUACUGGGGCAACUCCUCUCCAGCAUCCCUUUCCUGUUUCUCAUCUCUAUUUCAUCAAGCCUCGUAUUCUAUUUCCUAAUAGGGCUGCGAGAUGAGUUCAGCUUGUUGAUGUAUUUUGUGCUGAAUUUCUUCAUGUGUCUGUUAGUGAAUGAAGGACUUGUGCUAGUCAUUGCUUCUCUAUGGCAAGAUGCCUUCUGGAGUGUUUUGACCCUGCUGUGCAUACACGUGGUCAUGGUGCUGUCUGCUGGCUAUUUUAGAAUUCGAAAUGCUUUGCCUGGACCAGUGUGGAUGUAUCCAAUAUCCUAUAUAGCCUUUCACACGUACUCUAUUCAGGGUCUAUUGGAGAAUGAGUACCUGGGGAUGUUUUUUGCAGUUGGGCAGGUAAGGAGCAUAUCUGGGUUUCAAGCUCUCCAAAGUGCGUAUAACAUCUCCCCCGACAAUAACUCCAAGUGGGAGAAUUUACUGGUUUUGUUUAUCAUGGCAGUUGGUUAUCGUAUUUUCGUGUUUGUUUUAUUACGUUUUUGCGUAGGGAGAAAAACAUCCCUCCUUAAAAGUUUUCCAUGUAAUCGGGAUACAACAGACACAAGAUGAGUUAUAGUGCUGUAAAGCAUGUUCCGUUUUUUUACAUUAUAUAAUUCCUCUUCAUCUA